Didymosphaeria variabile is the source of this 1077-nucleotide messenger RNA. RefSeq lists its product as uncharacterized. Gene Ontology annotation, molecular function: iron ion binding; oxidoreductase activity, acting on single donors with incorporation of molecular oxygen, incorporation of two atoms of oxygen. The transcript has a single exon. Lineage: Eukaryota; Fungi; Ascomycota; Dothideomycetes; Pleosporales; Didymosphaeriaceae. Bases 1 to 1077 code for a protein of 358 amino acids. The record is from RefSeq and is a predicted model, not a curated record.
AUGAGAUUUGCAGCCUUUGCUCUUUGCGCGUUUUCGCUCAGCACCAGUGUGCUCGCCCAUCCUGAAAAGCUCACUCCCGAGACCCAUGAACAACAAAAGCGCGAAGUUGGCCGCUCGACCGGAAAAUGCGCUGCAGCGAUCGAGGCACGUAAAGAGAAGAUGCUGGCCGCAAGAUCAGAGCGCCUCCUCCAACGUCGCAUCGCCUCCGGCAACCUGAACCUGGAUCGCCGCGAUAUGAUGUCUGGUACAAUGCAAAAGCGGAAUGAGCUCAAGUACACGACGAUCCAGAACGACACCUGCGUGCUUGCGCCUGAGACGGUCUGGGGUCCGUAUGCUGUUGAUGGCGAGCUGCAAAGACACGAUCUUCGCGAGACGCAAGAAGGCAUUGACUUCUACCUCGAUAUUGGCGUACUCGAUCUUAACACUUGCGAGCCCCUCUCCGGCGCUGCGCUUACCAUCUGGAAUUGUAACGCCACCGGGUUCUACUCAUCUUACACUGGCAUCAACCCGAACACAGUCGAACUUCUUGAUGGCGCCACGAAGCGGCCCGAUGGUACUACGGAUGAUGAGACGUUCCUCCGCGGUAUUCAGAUUACCGAUUCCAAUGGUAUGGUCGAGUACUUGACGAAAUUCCCUGGGUAUUACGCCUCCCGCACUACACAUGUGCACGUAACUGUACAAAGCGAUGUUACAAACGGGACUAGUUAUUCCACAAGCGGAACGCAGCAUCUUGGCCAACUUUUCUUCGACGAAGAUUUGUUGAGCCAGGUGUACGCCGUCGAGCCAUACAAUGCGCAUCUCUCCACGCUGAACAGGACAACAAAUGCGGAGGACUCCUUGUUCUCUGAAGCAAGUGCAGAUGGGUACAGCGCUAUGGUCAGCAUUGAGAUGAUCGGUGAUAACAUCGAAGAUGGUUUGAUCGGCUACAUCACCGUUGGCGUGAACCCCGACGGCGAGGCUGCUGUAACAACGGGUGGCAGCGUUAACCCUCAGGGCUUGAUCCCCACCGUCAGCGUUGCGGAAGAGAAGAAGGCCGAAGCAACUGCUGCGGACCUGGCCGCUGGAUAUACGGAUUGA